AUGGACAACUGCGAAGAGUUUUGGGAGGACUUUUAUAAAUCGAUUGAAAAUCACACCGGGAAACCACUCCCGACAAGAAGGAGCAAAAGUGGUUCGAAAAGCGAGAACGACAUCGAAGACAUCGAGACGAAGAAGAAGAAGAAAGGACAAUUUUUAUCCUCGCUGAAAACCAAAUGCGAACACUUCUUGACGAAAACGAAAGAAAACGAAGAAGAAAACACGAGAGAGGAGGCAAGAGAGGCGCGCGCGUUCGCGCAGGCGUGGCAAAUCAUGGAUCCGAACGAGGCGGAAGUUUCGUGGAGGAAGAGGUACCGGGACCUCCUGGAAAAGCCCGAGGAGAAAGAGAGUGGUGGUGUCAGCGUUCACAACAAUAACGAGGAUACGGAUGAGGAAAGUCCUCGGUAA
This is a messenger RNA of Bathycoccus prasinos, 405 nucleotides long. RefSeq lists its product with no specific name. NCBI's taxonomy places the organism in Eukaryota, Viridiplantae, Chlorophyta, Mamiellophyceae, Mamiellales, Bathycoccaceae. Bases 1 to 405 code for a protein of 134 amino acids. The record is from RefSeq and is a predicted model, not a curated record. The transcript has a single exon.